AUGGUCAAGGAUACCGAGUACUACGAUGUGUUGGGGAUCACCCCCGCGGCAACAGCCAUGGAAAUCAAGAAAGCGUAUCGUAAGCGGGCGAUGCAAACUCACCCCGAUAAACACCCAAAUGAUCCCGAAGCAGAGGCUAAAUUCCAAGCGGUAGGCGAAGCGUAUCAGGUUCUGAGUGAUCCUGAUUUGAGAUCCCGGUACGAUCAGUUUGGUAAGGAAAAUGCGAUCCCAACACAGGGUUUCGAAGAUGCUGAAGAGUACUUCUCAGCGAUCUUCGGUGGUGACGGAUUUAAGGAUUGGAUUGGUGAGCUCUCAUUGUUUAAAGGUCUCAAUGAGGCGUCAGAGACGUUGGAGAAAGGCGAGUCACCACCGGCAGAGCCCGGUUCAGGCGGAGAAGUUAAGAGCAGCGGCAGCGCAGGCACUAGUGAAAUUUCCAAAGCAGAUGAGAAGCAGAAGAAGCUAUCUAAGGAGCAGAGGGAGAAGCUUGUGGAAAUAGAGAAGAAGCGUCGUGAAGAGAUAGCCAAGCAAGUCGAGGAAUUGGCCAGGAAGCUGAAUGACAGGUUGGACUCAUAUAUCUUGGCAGUUAAGGAUGGCCGCAUGGAUGAAUUUGCAGCAAAACUCGAUCAGGAAGUUGAGAACUUGAAACUGGAGAGUUUUGGUCUUGAACUGCUGUACAUUCUCUCCAAAUGCUACAGAAAUAAGGCAAACAAUUUUAUCAUGUCGAAGAAGACUCACGGGUUCUCCAAGCUUUUCACAGGUGUUCGUGACAACGCAAGAAGUGUGAAAUCGGCUUACAACCUGCUGUCUACAGGACUAGAAGCACAGAAGGCAUUGGAGCAAAUGAACGAAGUUAAUCCCGACGAGCUCGAAGACUACGAGAGAGCUAAGUAUGAGUCGAUGAUGGCAGGAAAAGCUUUGGGCGUCAUGUGGGCUAUGUCGAAAUACGAGUUGGAAAAGAAACUCAAAGAAGUUUGCAACAAGAUCUUGAACGACCCUAGCGUACCUACCAAGAUGCGGCUUGUCAAGGCAAAGGGUCUGCUCUACAUGGCUGAUAAAUUCGCCAAGGCAAAGAGGACUCCAGAGGAGGAUGAGGAGGCCAGAGUGUUUGAAGAAUUGAUUCUCGGUGACAAACAGAAGCAGAAGGAAAAAAAGAGGAAAAGAAUAUGA
Molecule: messenger RNA, 1167 nt
Organism: Torulaspora globosa
Lineage: Eukaryota; Fungi; Ascomycota; Saccharomycetes; Saccharomycetales; Saccharomycetaceae
Gene: CAJ1
Product: Caj1p
Exons: 1
Coding region: 1-1167 (388 amino acids)
Biological process (GO): protein import into peroxisome matrix
Cellular component (GO): cytosol
Source: RefSeq, a predicted model, not a curated record